Apus apus (common swift) is the source of this 5377-nucleotide messenger RNA. RefSeq names its product zinc finger RANBP2-type containing 1 (gene ZRANB1). Gene Ontology annotation, biological process: cell migration; protein deubiquitination involved in ubiquitin-dependent protein catabolic process; protein K33-linked deubiquitination. The record is from RefSeq and is a predicted model, not a curated record. Lineage: Eukaryota; Metazoa; Chordata; Aves; Apodiformes; Apodidae. Gene Ontology annotation, molecular function: cysteine-type deubiquitinase activity; K63-linked polyubiquitin modification-dependent protein binding. Bases 225 to 2351 code for a protein of 708 amino acids. Gene Ontology annotation, cellular component: cytoplasm; nucleus. The transcript has 11 exons.
AAUAAGGGUGACAAAUUUAAAUGUACUCUUAGAAGUUUUUUCAGUGGUGAAUGUACUAACUCAUAAAACAUUUCCUAAUUGGAGAACAGGAAUAGUUAUCUGCUUAGUCUCAUCCUGAAAAUUUGGCAAUCUGAGGAAAAGGUCUGAGCCAGCAUGAAGACAGAAUCCCCUCUGCAUUAGAGAAAAACUUUCUGCCUGACGCAGUUCAUUUCAAGAAGUGCACGAUGACAGAGCGUGGAAUUAAAUGGGCUUGUGAGUAUUGUACCUAUGAAAACUGGCCAUCUGCAAUCAAAUGUACCAUGUGUCGUGCGCAGAGACCUAGCGGAACCAUUAUCACCGAAGACCCGUUUAAAAGUGGUUCCAGUGAUAUCGGUAGAGACUGGGAUCCCACGAGCACUGAAGGAGGGAGUAGUCCUUUGAUUUGUCCGGAUUCUAGUGCAAGACCAAGGGUUAAAUCAUCCUACAGUAUGGAAAGUGCAAAUAAGUGGUCGUGUCACAUGUGCACGUACUUGAACUGGCCAAGAGCGAUAAGAUGUACUCAGUGCUUGUCUCAACGUAGGACCAGGAGUCCCACAGAGUCUCCUCAGUCUUCAGGUUCUGGUUCAAGACCAGUCCCUUUUGCUGUUGAUCCGUGUGAGGAAUAUAAUGACAGAAAUAAACUAAACACAAGGGCUCAGCACUGGACCUGUUCUGUUUGUACAUAUGAAAACUGGGCAAAGGCCAGGAAAUGUGUUGUGUGUGAUCAUCCCAGACCUAACAACAUCGAGGCAAUAGAACUGGCAGACACCGAAGAGGCUUCCUCAAUCAUCAAUGAGCAAGACAGAGCUCGAUGGAGAGGAAGCUGUAGUAGUGGUAAUAGCCAAAGAAGAUCUCCGCCUACAACCAAACGUGAAUCUGAUGUGAAAAUGGACUUCCAAAGAAUUGAAUUGGCUGGAGCUGUUGGCAGCAAGGAAGAACUUGAAGUUGACUUCAAAAAACUGAAGCAAAUAAAAAACAGAAUGAAAAAGACGGACUGGCUGUUUCUAAACGCUUGUGUUGGAGUUGUAGAAGGUGACUUGUCUGCUGUUGAAGCUUACAAGUCAUCAGGAGGGGACAUUGCCCGCCAGCUCACGGCAGAUGAGGUACGCCUGCUGAACCGCCCCUCUGCUUUUGACGUGGGGUACACGCUUGUCCACCUGGCCAUCCGCUUCCAGAGGCAGGAUAUGCUGGCCAUCCUGCUGACAGAGGUAUCCCAGCAUGCAGCCAAGUGCAUUCCUGCCAUGGUGUGUCCAGAGGUGACAGAACAAAUCCGUCGUGAAAUUGCUGCAUCUCUUCAUCAACGAAAGGGAGACUUUGCUUGCUAUUUUCUGACUGACCUUGUAACGUUUACGUUGCCUGCAGAUAUUGAAGACUUACAGCCCACAGUCCAGGAGAAGUUAUUUGAUGAAGUACUUGAUAGAGAUGUUCAGAAAGAGCUCGAGGAGGAAUCUCCCAUCAUUAACUGGUCGCUGGAGCUGGGGACGCGCUUGGACAGCAGGUUGUACGCUCUGUGGAACAGAACUGCAGGGGACUGCCUGCUGGACUCAGUGCUGCAAGCCACCUGGGGCAUUUAUGACAAGGAUUCAGUGCUGCGGAAAGCUCUUCACGACAGUUUACACGACUGCUCACAUUGGUUCUAUACACGCUGGAAAGAGUGGGAAUCGUGGUAUUCCCAAAGCUUUGGUUUACAUUUCUCAUUGAGAGAGGAACAGUGGCAGGAAGACUGGGCAUUCAUUCUCUCUCUUGCGAGCCAGCCUGGAGCGAGUUUGGAGCAGACACACAUUUUUGUACUUGCACAUAUUCUUAGAAGACCAAUUAUAGUUUAUGGAGUAAAAUACUAUAAGAGUUUCCGAGGAGAAACAUUAGGAUAUACCCGCUUUCAAGGUGUGUAUUUGCCUUUGUUAUGGGAACAGAGUUUUUGUUGGAAAAGUCCGAUUGCUCUGGGCUACACGAGGGGCCACUUCUCUGCCCUGGUUGCCAUGGAGAACGAUGGUUAUGGCAAUCGAGGUGCUGGUGCUAACUUGAACACUGACGAUGAUGUUACUGUUACUUUUCUACCCCUGGUGGACAGCGAGAGGAAACUAUUGCACAUUCACUUCCUUUCUGCUCAAGAGAUAGGUAAUGAGGAGCAGCAAGAAAAGCUGCUGCGGGAGUGGCUGGACUGCUGUGUGACAGAAGGAGGGGUGCUGGUGGCCAUGCAGAAGAGCUCCCGCCGGCGCAACCACCCGCUGGUCACCCAGAUGGUGGAGAAGUGGCUCGACCGCUACCGGCAGAUCCGGCCCUGCACGUCCCUGUCCGACGGCGAGGAAGAUGAGGAUGAUGAUGACGAAUGAUGAUCAGGAAACUCCAGAAGGUGACAACCAGUGCAGAGUGUCUGACCCGGAGUCAGCGUUGUGCUCGAGCAGUUUGUUGUGGAUCGGCUCGAUUCUAGGGGAUACGUGCUGCAAAGGACUUUUCUGAGCAGCACGGAGAGUCUAGAAGCUCAUCUGUGUGAAGAGAACAAAAUGGGCUGGACUACAGUUUGUAUAAAAAAAAAAAACAAACAAACAACAAAACAAGAAAAAGAAACAAAAAACAGCUAAUUUUAUUAUCAAGACAGAAAACCCAACAUUUUUCUUUCUGAUUGUAAAUCUGUCUAUAAAUGUACCGCAUGUGGUUGUGUAAGAGGUUGUGUAAUAGGAAAAGUAAUACCAGCAUCUUAAUUAUUGCAAAGAAAUUUUUCAAGUAAGGGCACUUAGGAAAGCACGUUAGGUUGGAUGAUCUCUCUUCCCUCUGAGAUUCUUUUGCAGUAAGAACCUGGAAUUCUCCAUCACCUUUUCAAUACUCUGACUCAUUUCCGUGGAAGGCCCUUUUAUGUGGAAGCUUCACUAGUGCCCAGGUCAGAUUGUGAGGUUGUGGUUUUUUUUUUGUUUGCACAAAAUAUCCACAGCAAGUCACAAGCAAGAAUACAUUCAUUACUAAUAGUUCAGUUACUACUGUGCCCGAGUAAUAAAAUCUAAGCUCUACGGAACAAACUGGAAGAGAAGCUUAAAUUUUUCGUUGAGUGAAAUUUGUUUCCUGAAAAAGUUUUGGUUUGUUUUCUUUUGCAUAUUUUUUCUUUUCUUCUAAUAGUUAAUAUUCCUUUUUGCAUAUGUAAAGAAUAUUUAUUCAGAGAAGUGUCCUAAAAUAUAGGGAUUUUAUUCCAGUGAGCAUACACUAAAAAAAAUGGUGUGAAAUUUGAGAACUCGGACGCGAUUGGGAAUUUCUUACUGUCAGAACUUGGUCUUGCUGUGAUACAAACUAUGGAUCAUUUUAUCCUUUAUUCUUUCAUCAACUUUACCAUUGCUGCAAAUGAAAAAACCCACAUUUUUUAAAGGGUUACUCCUCGGUCAUAAAAUCUAGUGAGAAAACACUCAGCAGUUCUAAUUAAAAAGAAGAAUCUAUGCUCCAGUUGUUUUUUUAAAAGCACUGUUCUGUAUUUCUCAGUCUGUAAAACCUGGGAAUUUCUUGCAUGUUGAUUGAUGUGGCCAUACUUAAACUGAUGUAAGUUCCUAAGAUUGUAAGUUCAGAGUAUAUUCUCCAGUAGAAGUUUUAUUAUAUUUGAUAACUUUAGCCAUGUAACCUGUAAUGGAUAAAGUUUAUCUAAAAAUCUCACUUAAACACUAAAGGUUAAUGCCAGUUUUUACAUACAUGGUGCAAUUCAGGUUGGCUUGAAAAGCACUUUGGAUGGUGUGGUGGUUGCAUAAGGAAUUUUGCAGUAGAUGAAAUUGUUUUAAUUAGAAUUUGGAAAGAAGCCCCAUAGCACAUAUUUUUAUGUAGUUCAGAGCUAUGGAAACCCUGAGGAACUUGCUGCUUUUUCUUCCAAAUGCUGCUUAGAUGGUGUUGAAAUGUGCACAACUCCUACAGAAACUUGGUGGCAACACCGAAGGUAUAGAAAUAAUGAAGUACUGUAUUAACUUAGCAAUUCUCCCAUCCCAGAGUCCAUUGAGGUUUAUUAUGAAAUGUCUCCACCUUUUUCUGGCCAUUAGAUCUCCUCUGGUUGGUGCAUGCACAUAUGUUAGGUGAAAGGAUGCAUGCUUACCUGCAAUGUACAUUUGAUUUACCUGAACUAAAGGGCAAACUGCAGAUACUAAAGAGGCUUUUCACAAGCACAUGGUCCCGUUUCAAGUUUGCUUUCUAAAUUUGUGGGUUGUUUUUUUUUCCUUUGGUCUUUUUUUUUUCUUGCAGUGACAUCCUUUUAUACCUUGUUUAGCUGCGGACUUAAAGCUUUUCUGUCAGAGGAAAUGAAUGUGGAGUAAGCUGGGAUGGGAACUUCCACAACCUGAGCUGGUCUGCACUGUGUGCUUGGUGGCAUCAUUCAGCUGUUGUGGUGUAACCCAGGAGGCUUCUGGAGGUCCCCUCAGGUCAGGACUAGAUCUGCCAGUAUUGGAAGUUCUCCUUCAGUAACCUGAUCACUGUAAAGUCAGAUCCUACUUACCCAGACCCCAAUGCACCAUUUGAAUGGACAAAAAGGAUAAGCUGCUGCCUUUGGGAGGCUGCUUCCAGGGGUGUGCAAAGAGCUCUGCAGAAUUUUAACGUGCCCCCCUUUGCUUUCUGCAGUACUGCUUGUUGAAGGAAGCAAAGCUUCCUUGUAAGGUGGGGAGAAGAACCAAUGUGGGAGUCUACCUUGAGCCAAAUUGGAUGAGCUUUCCCUCAUCUCCCAGUGCUGCAGGUGGGCAGCCUGCCUGAUGUCCCUGUCCCCAAAAGCACAUCACCACAGCAGGUGGAAUGUUACCUUGCAGCCAGCUCAGCUGUGCCCAGAAGCAUCCCCUGUGCUCCCCCAGAGCUGGUACUUCAGAGCUCCUGGCUUUCCUGAUCAUUGUUGGGUUUGUUCUGAUGUGCUGUAAAAUGGUAUGUUCAAGUCAACACACUUCAGCAGAUCUGGAAUGAGCUGUGAAGUAUCUUUUUCAAAAAAUCUCUAGUAAUCCAAACCUCAUGUACCUGUAGAUUAAAAGAGCUGCAACCCCCCCCCCCCCCGCUUUGUGCUAGCACAGUAGUCAGUGUAUGUUAAUGGUUCUCCCCUUCCAUGAUAGACUUGAAAUUUCAUUUCCAAAUACUCAGAUUGAUCUGUAAAUGCUACCUUGCAGCUUGUCAGCAAGUUCUGCUCUUUUAGCCAAGUCUUACCUCUAAAAUUGGGUUUCUCUGUUAUUUUUCCUCAUCUUAUGGCUGGCAGUAGCACAUGCUUUCCUAGCACAGAACUUGGCUUUUCAUUGCUACCUCCUUUAUGUCUGGUUGGUUGGGUUUUUUUUUUUCUGGUUUUAUUUAUGAGUUCCUCAGUGGGAAAAAAAUAUUAAUCCCUGUAUUUCUUUUGUUUUUAAUAUAUUAAAAUUUAGUAAUUCUG